Molecule: messenger RNA, 2341 nt
Organism: Anolis sagrei ordinatus
Lineage: Eukaryota; Metazoa; Chordata; Lepidosauria; Squamata; Anolidae
Source: RefSeq, a predicted model, not a curated record
AAAGCAGGGGGAGACAAAGGGGAAGUGGGGUAAUAUUUAAGUACGAGCCAGAAGGGCUGGGAAACGCAGUCUGAAGUGGCAGAGGACACCUAAAGAGAUCAAGCAAAAAGAAAGAAUGAAAGAAGGAAGCAAAAUGAACGUGGCUCAAGUAAGCGGAUUCCUGGCUGUCAGCUUCCUCCUCCUCGCUCUGCUAGGAGAUACCACUGAGGCCUGCUCCUGCGCCCCCCGGCACCCCCAGUCGGCAUUCUGCUCUGCUGAUAUCGUGCUCAGGGUCAGAUUUGUGGCUGUGAACAAGAUGGAGGGGAACCUCUCAGAAAGAAGGUGGAUGUACCAUGAGAUCAAAACCACAAAGGUCUACAAAGGUCCCAAGGAGAUGCAAGAUGUCCGCUAUGUCUACACCCCACCCUUUGAUAGCGUGUGUGGAUACUUCCACAGUGGAUCUCUCAAAGAAGAAUACCUCAUUACAGGGAGACUGAAAGGCAACAGAGUCGUGAUCACACUCUGUAAUUUCAUUCGACCAUGGGCUGAGAUAAGUCUUGCGCAGAGGCGAGGCUUUACCUCAGAGUACAGCAAGGGCUGCUCUUGCUCAAUUGUGGACUACUCUACCACCUCUAGCAAUGAGUGCCAUUGGAUGGAACCGUAUAGUUCCACAAAUCAGAAUGACAUGGCCUGCCUACCCCAGAUGGAAAGAAAUGGCACAUGCCACUGGCAAUCCUUGGACACAAAAGGAUCCGGGUCCAUUCGUAAGAAGCGACUGGCUCACUUGCUCCUCUUCACUCUGGUUGGAGAUACCACUGAGGCCUGCAAAUGUGCCUCCGAGCACCCCCAGGAAGCAUUCUGCUCCUAUGAUGUCGUGCAUGCUCUCACACUCCCUGCUCAGUCUGUAAACAGCCACUUCUUUGACUGUCUUGUGGUCUACAAAGGUCCUGAAGAGGCGCAAGAUGUCCACUAUGUCGGCACUCAAACAAUUCCUGGCCUAUGUGAAUACCACUACCAAGUAGACCACACAGAUGAAUACAUCAUUGCAGGGGAGCUGGACGGUGACACAGUCUGGCUCAGUGUCUGCGCUUUCCUCAAACGAUGGUCCAGGGUAACCCCUGAGCAGAGGCGAGGCUUUACCUCAGAGUACAGCAAGGGCUGCUCUUGCUCGAUUGUGUGGGGCCAUUCAGAAGGCUCCAUCAGCUCCAAUGAGUGCGUGUGGACAUAUCAACGCUUGCCAACAAAUUUGCGUGAUUUCCAGUAUAAACACAUGGUCUGCCUGCCCCAGGUUGAAAAAGGUGGCAUGUGCACCUGGAAAUCCUUGGGUACCCUAGAGCCUGGAUCCUUUCAUACCACUGAGGCCUGCAAAUGUGCCUCCGAGCACCCCCACGAAGCAUUCUGCUCCUAUGAUGUCGCCAUGAAAAGUCACUGGCUGACCUUUGAGGAAGUCACACUCUCUCGGUUUCUGAAGAAGACAAAUUCUGCAAAGAAAUACCCCAUCAAAUGUGCUUCUCAGGGUUACCGAAAAAGGGCUGGGAGACGCAGUCUGAAGUGGCAGAAGACGCUGAAAGAGACUGACAGAGAUCAAGAAAAAAGGAAAAUGAACAUGGCUAAAGUAAACGGAUUCCUGGCUGCCAGCUUCCUCCUCCUCGCUCUGCUAGGAGAUACCACUGAGGCCUGCUCCUGCGCCCCCCGGCACCCCCAGUCGGCAUUCUGCUCCGCUGAUAUUGUGCUCAGGGCCAAAUUUGUGGCUGUCAACAAGAUGGAUGGGAACUUCUCAGAAAGAAGGUGGAUGUACCAUGAGAUCAAAACCACCAAGGUCUACAAAGGUCCCAAGGAGAUGCAAGAUGUCCGCUAUGUCCACACUCCAUCCAUUGAUGGUGCAUGUGGUUACUUCCACAGUGGACCUCUCAAAGAAGAAUAUCUCAUUACAGGGAGACUGGACGGCGACAAAGUCUUCAUCAGAAUCUGUGAUUUCAUCAGACCAUGGGCUGAGAUAACUCUUGCACAGAGGCGAGGCUUUACCUCAGAAUACAGCAAGGGCUGCUCUUGCUCAAUUGUGAGCUGCCAUUCAGAAUGCUCCAUUACCUCUGAUAAUCAGUGUCUGUGGACGGAUUUACUCAGAUCCCAGAAUCAGAGUUAUUUCCAAGACAAACACUUGGCCUGCCUGCCCCGGAUUGAAAAAAAUGGCAUGUGUACUUGGAAAUCCCUGGGCACCCAAAGGUCUGGAUCCUUUCGUAAGAGGCGGCUGACAGUAAUAUCUUCAUGAACUCUCAUGGAGCUAGUGCUCCAUGCCACUAACCCCUCCCUGACUCUUCUCUCUGUGUUGAUUGUUAUUAAAUAAAUGGUGGUUCCAAACCCA